Messenger RNA from Mugil cephalus (flathead mullet), 6532 nucleotides. It is a transcript of the gene specc1la, whose product is annotated as sperm antigen with calponin homology and coiled-coil domains 1-like a. Gene Ontology annotation, cellular component: filamentous actin; microtubule organizing center. Gene Ontology annotation, biological process: actin cytoskeleton organization. The record is from RefSeq and is a predicted model, not a curated record. The transcript is spliced from 16 exons. NCBI's taxonomy places the organism in Eukaryota, Metazoa, Chordata, Actinopteri, Mugiliformes, Mugilidae. Bases 200 to 3547 code for a protein of 1115 amino acids. Gene Ontology annotation, molecular function: protein binding.
GGGGCUGAGGCUCAUCCGGCUACUUCCAACAGAAAGGAUCUGACAUCCGAAACCGAUGCUGCCGUCAGAAGUUGUGGGAUUAGCAAACUGUUAGCGACCACACAUGGACGUGAAUAGGGCCCUGCUCACUCCAUCAAACUGGACGAAUUAGGACAACCCUCGAUUGGGCUGUAAAUGUAUCAGCAUCAGAGACCUCAGUAUGAAGAAAUCGGUCCGGCCGGCGGUGAGUAAGGUCAGCGGAGAUCGGGGGAAGUCAGAGGCUGCUGCCACCGCUGGCGCCGGAAAGCCUGUGUCCAAAAACGCCACAACAGCCCCUCUGUCUAAGGUGAAAAGCAAUGAUGAUCUUUUAGCAGCUAUGGCUGGAGGGAAUCAUUCGUCGAGUAGCGCUGUCACAAAGACCAAGAGGACUGCCUCUGUUGGGACUAAUGCUAGUACCCUAGACAGCAAGCCAAAGACAACAUCAGGUACUUCAUCAAAGCGAGCGUCGUCGUCAACUUCCAAGGAGCCAAAUUCAACACGGGACCGUCUCCGGACGUCCAGGACGUCGGCUGCUAAAAAGCAGCUGGUAUCGGGGACUGUAGCGGGGGAUGUGGCCUCAGGAAAACGCUCUCGUAGCCAAAUCCUGGCGGAGACCGAGGGCCGAAUGAGCAAGUCUAAGUCAGAUGGCCAGAUCAGUGAUAAGGUGGCUCUAGAGGCCAAAGUAAAAGACCUGCUGGGCUUGGCUAAGAGCAAAGACGUGGAGAUCCUCCACCUUCGCAGCGAGCUGAGGGACAUGAGAGCCCAGCUCGGCCUGGAGGGGAAGGAAGAGCCACAGCAGGAAGAAGCUGGUGAGGAAGAGAAGCCCCAGGUUUCAGCCAUCACAGCAGCCGAUGUGGAGUCCACUCUUAUACUCUUACAAGAGCAGAACCAGGCCAUCAGAGAGGAGCUCAACAUGCUCAAGAGCGAGAACCGCAUGCUGAAAGACCGGCUCAACGCGCUGGGCUUCUCUCUGGAGCAGAGGCUAGACGGCACCGAUAAGCUCUUCCACUACACCUCCCUGAGCCCAGACUUGGCAGCAGGCAGUGGGCACAGUGACGGCGGCGGCACAGGUACUCUGACAUCCUCAGUCGAAGGCUCUGCCCCCGGCUCAUUGGAGGAUCUGCUCACAGGACAUCAGCAUGGAGGCUCAGCCGACAACCUGGACAGUGAGUCCAGCGAAGUCUACCAAGCUGUCACGUCCAGCGAUGAUGCCCUGGACGCCCCCUCUGGAGCUUCAUCAUCAUCCGAGUCCGAGUGUGCACCAAGCCGGGAGCGUUCACGGAGGGGGAGCAGCGGCAAUGCCAGCGAGGUGUCGGUAGCGUGCCUGACGGAGCGCAUCCACCAGAUGGAGGAGAACCAGCACAGCACCGCCGAGGAGCUUCAGGCCACACUGCAGGAGCUGGCCGACCUGCAGCAGAUCACCCAGGAGCUGAACGGAGAGAACGAGCGGCUCGGCGAGGAGAAGGUCAUCCUCAUGGACUCCUUGUGCCAACAGAGCGACAAGCUGGAGCUCUAUGGCCGACAGAUCGAAUACCUGCGCUCGCUGCUGGAUGAGCAUCAUAUAUCCUACGUGCUAGAGGAGGACAUCAAGAGCGGCCGCUACAUGGAGCUGGAGCAGCGCUACGCAGACCUGGCCGACAACGCCCGCUUCGAGAGAGAGCAGCUGCUUGGCGUCCAGCAGCACCUGUCCAACACAUUGAAGAUGGCUGAGCAGGACAACGCUGAGGCCCAGGAGAUGAUCGGAGCGCUGAAGGAGAGGAACCACCAGAUGGAGCGCAUCAUGGAGUCAGAGCGACAGGGUCGAGGUGCCAUGGUGGCCGCGCUGGAAGAGUACAAGGCGGCGGUGAGCAAUGACCAGGCGGAGCUGAGCCGCUGCAGAACCCAGCUGGACCAGGAGAGGCAGAGGGUGGCCGAGCUGUACUCCCUUCACACUGCAGGGGACAAAAAUGACAUCUGCCAGCUGUUGGAAGGUGUGCGGCUGGGGAAAGAAGAGGCCGAGGCGAAGGCCGCAAAGCUGCAGAAGGAGCUGGAACAAGCUCGCGGGGAGCUCAACCGGCUGCAGGAGACGUUCACCAAGCUGGACAGGGAAUACAGAGGCUUUCAGGAGCAGGUGCAGCAGCAGAUGGCCGAGCAGGCACGCGCACUGGAGAAGCAGCGCGUGGAGCUGCAGGAAAAAGAGACGGAGAUUGCCGACAUGAAGGAAACCAUCUUUGAAUUGGAGGAUGAGGUGGAGCAGCACCGAGCUCUUAAGCUCCACGACAACCUCAUUAUCACAGACCUCGAGAACUCUGUGAAGAAGCUGCAAGAUCAGAAGCAUGACAUGGAACGAGAAAUUAAAAUUCUCCACCGCAGACUGCGGGAGGAGUCAAUGGAGUGGCGUCAAUUCCAGGCUGAUCUGCAGACUGCCGUCGUUAUUGCCAAUGACAUCAAGUCGGAAGCACAGGAGGAGAUCGGAGAUCUACGGCGCCGGUUGCAGGAAGCCCAGGAGAAGAACGAGAAGCUGAGCAAGGAGCUGGAUGAGGUCAAGAGCCGCAAGCAGGACGAGGAGAGAGGCCGAGUGUACAACUACAUGAAUGCAGUGGAGAGGGACCUGGCUGCUCUCAGACAGGGGAUGGGUCUCAGCCGGCGAUCCUCCACCUCCUCAGAGCCCUCGCCCACCGUCAAGACGCUCAUCAAGAGCUUUGACAGUGCGUCGCAAGGUCCACCUUCCAAUGGCGCCUCUGUGGCCCCGACGGCGACGGCUUCCCCGUUACCACGAACGCCGCUCAGCCCCAGUCCCAUGAAGACGCCUCCAGCCGCUGCCGUUUCACCCAUACAGAGACACUCCAUAAGUGGGUCUAUGUCUACAGCCAAGCCACUCUCCUCCUUGAGUGACAAGAGGCCCAGCUACACAGACAUCAGCAUGCCAGCUGAGCACCUUCUUAGGGGAACCUCAGCAAGCCGACCUCCUUCUGCCCUCCAGAGGGUCUCCAACAUGGACUCCACCAAGACGAUCUCAGUGUCUCGCCGGAGCAGCGAAGAGAUCAAAAGGGACAUGUCGGCUUCGGACGGUUCCUCCUCAACCUCUCUCAUGGCUAUGAGUGCAGCCUCCUCCCCUCUCUCCCUGUCCUCCUCCUCCCCCACCGCCUCAGUCACCCCCACAGCACGCAGCCGCCUAAGAGAAGAGAGAAAGGAUCCACUGUCGGCUCUGGCUAGAGAGUAUGGAGGCUCCAAGAGAAAUGCUUUGCUAAAGUGGUGUCAGAAGAAAACUGAGGGCUACCAGAACAUUGAUAUUACCAACUUCAGCAGCAGCUGGAAUGAUGGACUGGCCUUCUGCGCAGUGCUGCACACCUACCUGCCCGCACAUAUCCCUUACCAGGAGCUCACCAGCCAAGAGAAGAGGAAAAACUUCACCUUAGCUUUCCAGGCUGCAGAGAGUGUGGGCAUCAAAUGCACUUUGGACAUCAAUGAGAUGGUGCACACGGAGAGACCAGACUGGCAAAGUGUCAUGACGUACGUGACGGCCAUCUACAAAUACUUUGAGACCUGACGUCACCGUCUUUCUCUCUCCUCGCUCCUGCAGAACAAUCAUAGCCAAACUUCCUGAGCUCGGCGACCUCUCAGCCUCGCUGACCCGCUCCCUCACAUCACAGCAACACCCUGUCACACUGCAUGUUUAGCAACACUAACCGACGACAACACAACUACAUCCUCCUCCCAGUGCAAGUUAGGAGGCACAAGUGUAAAGUUGUAGUCCAAGGGCUUGCUAAUAUGUCUGCUACACUAAUAAGCCAUCAGAAGUGACUCUCUGAAAGCCUGGUGAACCAAGUAUGAAGCGAACAGAAGUCCGUCUUCAGAUCAGAUCAAGGAGCAGCAUGAAGUAGAAACCAAGUCUCAGUGCCUUCUAUCUGGCUUUUUCUCUCUUAUGAUAUUCGCUCAGUUUCUAGGAUGUUGUGAUCUGUAAAAGGGGAGUUCAAACUAAUUGGGCUUUAAGAAUGUUUCUCUGGAAAUGAUCUUUAGUUUGUGGAUAUUUUUCGGGGAUUUUCUUACACAACAGCGAACUGAAGGUUAACAGCCCUUUGGACAGACCAUAAACUUUUUUCUUUUAUUGCACCACGUCUUCCAGAUGUUACAGUACGAUACAAGAUGCCUCACUUUUCAAUGGAUAAAGUGCCUGUGAGUGAGUUUCAAUGCAGGAGACCAGGAAAUGAGCUCUUUCAUUACAGUUUGUGAAGCUGAAGAUCCGAGAAGUUGCCAAAUACUUCAGAGCUUUUUGACUUCUGGCAUACAUAGAUGAUCAGGACAGACUGACGGCUACCGCAACAGUGCUUCAUCAUGAGUUUGCUACAGUACGUUCUACAACUCCGCUACACUCUUUUGUUAAGGAGCACUAACACACUCUUUAUGAUGGGUUCUCACUAAUAGACACAUGAAGGUAGACUAAUAUCCAUUUUAUGUAUAUGGAGUUCUAAAUGCUAAACUUUAAGAUUAUAUAUUGUGUGUUUGCAUUUUGUAGGCCAGCAUUUGCCAUCUUGCACUUCUUUCAUUUGGCACAUACGGCACACAGCAUCAUUUCAUCAUAACCAAUAUAUGUGAGGAAAACUAGCUCUAGCUUUGGGAAACGUGUUUGUAGGUAAAGAGCCGUUUGUACGCCAACACAGUGUUUUGUUUAAUUGGUUUAUUUGCUUUCUUUCCUAAGAACUGGAAGAGACGAUCAGUACGACUGGAUAUAAGGCAAGAGCCAGGAGCAGCUAAGCUUAGCUUAGCUUAGCUUAGCUUAGCUUCAAUUCAAUUCUAGAUAUGGAGAAGAAACUAGCGUGACUCAGUCCAAAGGACAAAAAGCUGCUGACCAUCUGCUGCUGUGAGAACUUUAGUUGUUUUUUUGUUUUGUUUUUUAUUUUAUACUGUACUGAUCUCACAUGGGGAAAUAAUUUCCUUCCUUUGACCAUUCCAUUAGUACUGUGCAUCUGGAGCAGUGGGCUACCACUUGUGCAGCUUCAGGUGUUUCUGGACUAUUUCCUUGUCCUGACCGACUUAAACAACACACAUUAAGGUGCCACUUGGCAGAUUUUGUUUCCUUUGGACAGAGUUGAGUGUUUCUAGUCUUAAUGCUAAGAGCGGUUUUGAUCCCUACAAAUAAGAAUAUUUUCCAGAACUUCUGCUAUUUCAUCUGCAAAUGUGACAGUUUCACGUAAUAAAUGGAUAACCCGUUCUUUCAUAGGGUUGUGUGUUAGUGCUCUAGCUGGCCUUAAAAUGUUGUUUAACGGACCAUUACUAGAGAGAUACUGUGUAGCACAUAAUGCCAUUUAACUAGCCUAAAUUCAGUCUGACUGCUGUGUGUUAAUUGUGCCUCAACACACCAAGUUCACUGUAUUUAUUUCCAUAGUUUUUUUUAUCAUUGUAGUGAGGCCAUUGCUUUGUUUGAGUGUAUAUGAAUUUAUUCCACACACACAGUGAGCAGCUGCACUGAGAUAAGCUUUUUGUAUUCCACACUAAUUUCCUGCCUUAAUAGUUUAGCUGAGGACUCUGUGACCUGGAAAUGGUUUCUGAAGCAAGUGUCUUGAGGAACACUAAUAGCGAAUAUGAACCAUUUUGGGAAGCUGAAGUUGGAUUUGUGUCAAGUGAAGGUGACUGGGAUCUGAUGUAGCUGCCAGCUGGUAUCAGUAGAAGCGACGUAAUUUAGAAGCACAUCCUGCCAUUUGCCAAGUCACGUCACCGCAGCAUGUGCAGCUGCAUUAGAAAAUCCAGAGAUUUAACAUUAGCACAAGCCUGCAACAAUGACUUUUUGUUUUUGUAUAAGAUGGAGUGAGUUUGAGUUAUUUAAUGACAUUUGAAAGCUCUUUGUUGAUAGCUUUUGUGUGUGUGUGUGUCUGUGCGUGUGUGAUGCCAUGAUGCUGAGGAUUAUCAGCCAGCAGUUUUAUUUGUGCGUGAUUCCACCGCUGGCCCUCGAGUUUUAUUGCUCCUGACAGGAACAUCUGAGAGAUUUGAAACCUCACAAUCCUGGAAGAGGAAUGAGUAUUGGUCACGCUUUAGUGAUCCUCAGACUCCGUUUUGUGUUUGUGUUUUUUUUUGUUUUGUUUUACGAGGUCCAAUGUGUGCUGAUAUGGAGCGAUUGAUGAACACUGAGAUGGCUGGCGAAAGCUUUCAAGCACAUUCCACCUCCACAUGAUGCAGCAACGAUGUUACAUUGUCAGGGACCAUAAAUGUGCAAGAAGGAGCAAAGCAAAAUGUGAACACUAGUGUGCAUUGGGUCCAAUUCAUCAUGCUACAUUUAUUUUUCAUUGUUUACUUGAAAAUGCUCUGAGAACUUCACUGAACCUGCUUUAGUUUUUGUUUCCUUGUUGCCUUUUAUACAUCUCACCUUCUCUUCCUGUGAGUAAACCCUGAUCACUCUACAUGCAGUGCUAUAAUUGUCUCUUGGCAAUGAAUUAAAGUGUAUUUGUGUGUGUGUGUUAAAGGGACUAAGCUACAGUAUUAAGUGCACACUAUAAUGAUAAUCAGUUGUAAAAAUAAAUAAAUAAUAAAUAAAUAAAAA